Messenger RNA from Clupea harengus (Atlantic herring), 2466 nucleotides. RefSeq names its product germ cell-specific gene 1-like protein. Gene Ontology annotation, cellular component: plasma membrane. The record is from RefSeq and is a predicted model, not a curated record. Lineage: Eukaryota; Metazoa; Chordata; Actinopteri; Clupeiformes; Clupeidae.
AAGGGAGUGAGUGUUUGACAUGAGCAAGAGAAUAAAAGAGGACAAACGCCGGCAGAGGAGUGCAGUCCACACAGACGAAUGGCAAAGAGAGCAUCCAUCCAUCCAUCCGUUACACGCGCGUUGCUCACGGACUUCCGCAAACGGCGUGGUUUCUGAUUCCCUAAAGGCAGGGAGGACAGGCUGAGGCAGCGGCUGACCUGAAGACACAAAUGUCUGAGGAGGAAAAUGAUGAAGACUGACAAGGAUUAGUGACUUUUACCCCCCACCCCCUUCUCUUUCGUUCCCUCCUCCGCCCUCCACUCAUGCCGCCAGGGCUUCGCCACCAUGGGGUUGGAGCGCGGCCGAAGAGCCUGUCUCGCACUCACCCUGAACUUUGUGGCAUUCGCGCUGGCUGUCACGGCGGUCACCACCAGCUUCUGGUGCGAGGGGACCCGCAAGGUUGUGAAGCCUUUCUGCACAGGGCCUACCACGAUGAAGCAGUCGUACUGCAUCCGCUUCAACAGCUCCAACCUCAACGACAGCCGGCUGGUGCAGUACAUCUAUGAGACCGGCGAGGAAAAGUUCCUCAUGAGGAAGUUCCACACUGGCAUCUGGUUCUCCUGCGAGCAGUCCGCCAACAUGGUCGGUUUCACUUGCAGAGACUUUUUAGAUAUUGCACCAGAACGAGAGCGAGGAGUGUUGUGGCUUUGCAUCGUAACAGAGUGUCUGUACAUCUCGCUGCUGUUCAUAGGUGGAGCCCUUAUGUCCAUAGAGAUGUUCCAUUGCUGCAACAUGAUGAACAGGCUCAAACUGAAUGCCUUUGCGGCCCUUUGUACAGCGCUGUCAGGUCUCUUUGGGAUGUUGGCUCACAUGAUGUUCACAACAAUCUUCCAGCUGGCAGUCUUGCUCGGGCCAGAGAACUGGAGACCCAAGACCUGGGACUACAGCUGGUCCUAUCUCCUGGCAUGGGCGUCCUUCGCCACCUGCAUGGGCUCGGCGGUGACAGCCCUAAACCGCUAUACCAGGACCAUUAUCGAGUUCAAGUUCAAGCGGAAGCAACUCGAGAAGAACCUGCGUAUCAAGCAGAAACUGCUGGAGCUGGAUCUGCCCGAUCAGCUGCACGUGUGGGACACGUACCUGCCUUCCAUGCCGCCCGUGCUUGAGCUCCCAGGGACCGGGCCGCCACUGCCAGAGUUGCCCAACACCAACGGCUUCAAGCCCCCCUGCGGCCAUGCCGACCUGCUGGACCUGAGCGGUGAGAUGGAGCUGACGGGAGAGGAGGAGUACUUCUGAACAGGACCUAAACUAGGGCUGCGUUUCCUAAAUACACCAUUGUGCUAUGGCCAUCGUCAAGACUACAAGAACUACAAGGGACUGGUCAUAAUGAUCGUAUUCAUUGUGCUAUGGCCAUCUACAAAACUACAAGAACUACAAGAGACUGGUCAUAAUGAUCGAUUUCAUUGUGCUAUGGCCAUCUACAAAACUACAAGAACUACAAGAGACUGGUCAUAAUGAUCGAUUUCAUUGUGCUAUGGCCAUCUACAAAACUACAAGAACUACAAGAGACUGGUCAUAAUGAUCGAUUUCAUUGUGCUAUGGUCAUCUACAAAACUACAAGAACUACAAGAGACUGGUCAUAAUGAUCGAUUUCUCUGUUCUUCAACGAUGGCUGUUGUAGCACAUUCACGAAGCUAGGGCUGUGUUUCCCAAAUCACAUAACUGUGCUAUGACCAUCAGACUUACUAUCUAUAAUGGAUGUUGCACAAUGACAAAAUCACUGGCUGAGAAGGUAAGUGCAAGACACAGAUGAGAGAGACUUCACGCAAAUCAUCAGUAUGACCCGCUCCUCAGAGAAAUAAGGUGCAAGACGUAAACAUGUUUCCUAAUCCUUUUUUUCAAUAACUAAGGGCUUUACUUUAAACUGACUACGUUGAUUUGAUGGUCUUAUUGAUUCACCAUGGUUUGCACAAACUGUAUGAAUUGACCACCUCCUGGUUUAGGGGGAAUCACAGUGUUUUUACUGAGGAACACAUACAACAUGAAGUGGAGACAUUGCAAUAAAGCAAGGCAAAUUAAAUACUAACAUGACAAAGUACAAUAGAAAAUAUUGAAAGGAAAACUCUAUGAUGCCAUAGAAUGUAUGUGACUGGGUACAAAGCAAAACCACAUAAAGAUGGCGGUAGACCUAUAAUACUGACACGCUCACAAAAAAUACUAAAUAAUGUACUACUGGUAAGCAGCAUUUAGUUAAUUCAGUUAUUUAGUAAUAUUUUGCCUUCUAAGUAUAUGGUUUCAUAUUUCAUUAUUAUUUUAAAAUACAGGAAUUGUAUGUUGUUUUAUAGCAUUUACGAAUAAACAACUCAUCAUGUUUGUGCUGGUAUGCACACAUACUUACCAGUGCAUUGUGCUGUCAGAUUUCAGUAACUUGAAGUUGAAUUCAUUUUAAGUGUGGAAUAAAUAUGGAGAAUAACGUUCUUUUAAUGAUCA